This is a messenger RNA of Drosophila hydei, 1395 nucleotides long. Its product is annotated as calreticulin. The coding region runs from base 66 to 1277 and encodes 403 amino acids. Lineage: Eukaryota; Metazoa; Arthropoda; Insecta; Diptera; Drosophilidae. The record is from RefSeq and is a predicted model, not a curated record. The transcript has 4 exons. Gene Ontology annotation, cellular component: endoplasmic reticulum membrane; endoplasmic reticulum. Gene Ontology annotation, molecular function: calcium ion binding. Gene Ontology annotation, biological process: protein folding.
ACAGAUUGCUUCAGUCAGUAGAACAAGUUUGUUUCGGGAGUUUGUUGAAGUAACACGCGUGCAUCAUGUAUUGUAAGGCGAUUGUCGCACUAUUUACAAUAGCACUUGUAAGUGCCGAAGUAUUUUUCGAGGAAAAAUUCGAAAAUGAAAACUGGAAGGAUGAAUGGGUCUACAGUAAACAUCCUGGAAAAGAAUUCGGCAAGUUUAUUCACUCCUCAGGCUCAUUCUUCAACGAUGCUCAAGCAGAUAAAGGCAUCCAAACAUCACAAGACGCGCGCUUCUAUGCGUUGUCUAGAAAGUUCGAUGGAUUCUCAAAUGAAGAUAAACCAUUGGUAGUUCAGUUCUCAGUGAAACACGAGCAAAAUAUUGAUUGUGGGGGUGGUUAUGUGAAGCUGUUUGAUUGCUCUCUGGACCAAACUGACAUGCAUGGCGAAUCACCCUAUGAGAUUAUGUUUGGACCCGAUAUUUGUGGACCCGGUACCAAGAAAGUUCACGUCAUUCUAAGUUAUAAGGGCAAAAAUCAUCUGAUCAACAAGGAUAUCAGAUGCAAGGAUGACGUCUACACCCAUUUCUACACUCUAAUUGUUAAGCCCGACAAUACUUAUGAGGUUCUGAUUGACAAUGAGAAGGUGGAGUCUGGAAAUCUUGAAGAUGAUUGGGACUUCUUGGCGCCCAAAAAGAUAAAGGACCCAAAUGCAAGCAAACCAGAAAACUGGGACGAUAAGGCAACUAUUCCCGACCCAGACGAUAAGAAACCCGAAGAUUGGGACAAGCCACAGCACAUUCCAGAUCCUGAUGCCACCAAGCCUGAGGAUUGGGAUGAUGAAAUGGAUGGCGAAUGGGAACCACCAAUGGUCGACAAUCCUGAAUACAAAGGGGAAUGGCAGCCUAAGCAGUUGGACAAUCCCAACUAUAAGGGCGCUUGGGAGCAUCCAGAAAUCGAUAACCCUGAAUAUAGUCCAGAUGAUAAAAUCUAUCUGCGUAAUGAAAUUUGCACGUUAGGCUUCGAUUUGUGGCAAGUGAAAUCUGGCACGAUAUUUGACAAUGUCCUCAUCACUGAUGACAUCGAACUGGCAGCCAAAACAGCGGCUGGCGUUAAGGAUACGCAAGCUGGCGAGAAGAAAAUGAAAGAAUUGCAGGAUGAAGUUCAGAGGAAGAAAGAUGAAGAGGAAUCGAAAAAGAACGCAGAUAAUCAAGAUGAGGACGAUGACGACGAUGACGAAGAAAAUGCCGACGCGAAGUCUGAAUCAGAUGAUAAUGGCCAUGAUGAAUUGUAAUUAAUAUCUCAUAAUAAGUAUGAACGUGGUCCGAAUUGAAGUGGCUUGCCGGGUGGAUGCAAGCACUUUAUAAUAUUUAUGUAGAAUUAAAAUUUUGCAAGACUUAUAAUAUAAUUUA